AUGGCUUCACUGGUGACAAAUUCUGCAAUAAGGAAGAGUGACAGUGGGAGAGACCAAGUAUAUGUAGCUGCACUUCCUCUAAGAGCGUCCAAAGGACCACCCCAGCUUCUUAUGUCCGCUGCCUACUCCCUCAAUCUAUGGGAUUUCCAGCAUUUUAUGGUUCUAAUCAAACUCCACUCAGCACCACCACAUUCUCAGGUGCUGGUUUAUGAUUUUCAACCCAAAGAUCCGGAAAAUAUAUUUGUGGCUCUUGAAGUUUUAUCUGGUAGAUCAGUACCAGGAGUUAUUCUUACAAGGAAUUUAUCAAAACUACCAAGAAGCAAAUGCUGGUUUGUUGGUUCUUCCAAAGUCAAUGCUACAGAUAUGGCAUGUGAAUUCAACAAGAACUGGGAAACCCAUUUGAGGGUCGGCCAUCAUGAUUGUCGGGAUUACGCAAAUGGAUUGGUUGAGUACCUCACUGGAGAAGAUUAUGUUUUGGAGCGCUUGAAAAGAAGCAACACUAGUCAGGGGUAAUGCAUCAGUGAUAGUCAGUCAUUCGGCUUCCACAUUGAUACCAAACAAAUUUCUACCUUAUUUCUACAACCAUUAUAGGCCACUACAGUGAUCCAUAUAGUGUUAAAAAUCACAAAUUUAUUUUGGCAGCUUUUCACUAAACUUGAGUGGAAGAGCUGCACUUCAGUAAAUUUUAGUUACGUUGUCUGCUUUGACUGGGAAAUAAUCACCAUAUGGAGAAAUCCCUACAUGUGUGUGUGAGAGAGUGUGCGUACAUGUAUAUAUGUAUUAGAGAGGAUGAAAGAGAAGCAUAGAAAAACUUAAUUGGAUUAUAGAAUGUAUCUCCACCACCAAGGUAAUGGGCAGAGCUCUAAGUAUAUCAUUUUGGUUGUUGUGAGAACCUGAAUCCCCAACAAUCAAUCACUACAUAACAGGCUGAAGUUCAAAAAUGUGACCACCACUCUGAUCCUUAAGUUAAACAGGUCUAAAAUCUUCUACACUAGCUCUAGACAACACAGAAAAGUAGAACACAGAAGUAGUAGGAUCCACAUACAUCCCAAUCUCAUCACCAACCUUGAGCUUUCUCCUGACGACAAAAUGAGUCAACCAACCAAGCUUAAACCCAAAGACAUUCCCAGACUUGACCUUCCUAAAGGACAAUUCGUGCUGAGUCUUAGUGUCUAAGUCCAUCAUCUUGACCCUCACAUCCCCUCCUUCCUUGGCUUUAACAACUCUGUCAUUGCCAAUGUUACAAAGCACAUGCUCUGCUUCUGUUCUCGUGAACUUGAACAUUCGGUCCAGCGCCACAUCAUGCUCCCCUAGGACUUUCUUGAUCUUCCAUUGGUAUACAUCAUUUUGAGAUUGAAUUUCCGUCGUUUGUGCAUUGUUACUCUGCUCAUCACUGCCGUCUCUAGUCGCUUUUGUCCUUAAAGAAGCCAUCUUUUGAGGCUUAUGCUUGUUUGGAAUGUUGAACACUAGUUGUAUAACACGUGAACCGAGUAAUAUUUAUUGGAAUUUGGUUUGGUUAUGUAAGGUAAGAACAAGAGCGUUUUUGUGGUGAAGCAAUUCACUUUUAGGGUUUUAAUGGUUCCUUUGCCUCUGAUAAUUUUUUAAACCUGUUAUUAUUUUAUUUAAAAAAGGAAAAGAUAAGAGAUUGAUGAGCA
Molecule: messenger RNA, 1655 nt
Organism: Humulus lupulus (European hop)
Lineage: Eukaryota; Viridiplantae; Streptophyta; Magnoliopsida; Rosales; Cannabaceae
Exons: 4
Coding region: 1-513 (170 amino acids)
Source: RefSeq, a predicted model, not a curated record